Molecule: messenger RNA, 566 nt
Organism: Physeter macrocephalus (sperm whale)
Lineage: Eukaryota; Metazoa; Chordata; Mammalia; Artiodactyla; Physeteridae
Gene: RPS26
Product: ribosomal protein S26
Exons: 4
Coding region: 150-497 (115 amino acids)
Biological process (GO): translation
Cellular component (GO): ribosome; cytosolic small ribosomal subunit
Molecular function (GO): structural constituent of ribosome; mRNA binding
Source: RefSeq, a predicted model, not a curated record
AAAGAAAAUUUGAGUAAAGUGGAUUUCCGUUCUUGGCGUGCUUCCAGUAGACGUCUAGGAGGACUCUCCCGGCGUGAGCGUAGGGAUCUCGCGCUAUAUAGGAGAGUCGGCCCGAGAGCCGGAUUCUCUUUCGCCUCUUCGCUUCCAAGAUGACCAAGAAAAGAAGGAACAAUGGUCGUGCCAAAAAGGGCCGCGGCCACGUGCAGCCUAUUCGCUGUACCAACUGUGCCCGUUGCGUGCCCAAGGAUAAGGCCAUUAAGAAGUUCGUCAUUCGGAACAUCGUAGAGGCCGCAGCCGUCAGGGACAUUUCCGAAGCGAGUGUUUUCGACGCCUAUGUGCUUCCCAAACUGUAUGUGAAACUGCAUUACUGCGUGAGUUGUGCCAUUCACAGCAAGGUAGUCAGGAAUCGUUCUCGGGAAGCCCGGAAGGACCGAACACCUCCACCCCGAUUUAGACCUGCUGGUGCUGCCCCACGACCUCCACCAAAGCCUAUGUAAGGAGCUCAGUCCUUUAAGAGUAAAGAAAUAACUGUUCCCUGGAAAGACAAUAAAGUGGAAAUUAUACUU